CAGAAGUUUCCGGAUCAGCAUGCUGUGGUAAACAAACGUCAGUCCUCCACAAACGCAGAAGUUUCCUCCUAGAGUCAGAGUAACUGAGUCUGCUCUCUGUGGUCUGUCUCUGUGGGUUAUAAUGGGAACACUGGUGCCCACUGCGCUCGUGUGUGCUGCAGACAGGCAGGUGGACUAGUCAGACAGGUUCUGGGACUGGACCUGGACGCCUUUUGUGUUAGUUCACCUUCUCUGAGGGCGAUGCAGGUGAAUGUAAAGUUACCAUGAAGAUAGUCGCGACUGCAGCGCUUCUACACCUGUGUUUCUGCGCCACAGCGGUAGUUUCGGUUGAUGAUGAUGACUCCACCGAGACGGCCCUGACAGCCGCACCGGGAGACGUCGCUCUGCUUCCGUGUUACUCCGCCGGGAAUGUGACACCGACUCUGACGACAUGGAUGAAGAAUGGACGAGAAGUCAUUUCAGGUGGAGUCUCCUCCUCACCUGCAGGGGAACAGCAGAGACUCGCAGUGCUGCAUGACGGGAGUCUGAACAUCCGGGGGGUGACACCUGGAGACGAGGGCAGUUACCUGUGCAGCUCCACGCUGCCAGGCAACAACACCUUUCGGGCGCGCGUGCUGCUGCAGGUAGCAGGUGGUCCAGAUAACAUCUCCUCAUCCAUCAGUCCGGCCACCACCCUCUCCAACGGGACCCUCACAGUCCACCGCGGUUCAGCCGUCUCCUUCAACUGCUCCGCCUCCUCCUAUCCGUCUCAGCAGCUCAGCUGGUCCUUCAAAGGAGCCACCUUCUACAACGAGUCUCUGGUGUCCUCAUCUGGAUCCUGGCUGGACUUCAGGAUAGACGACAUCCAGCCCAGAGAUCAGGGUGUUUAUACCUGCAGGGCCAACAACAACUUCACCAAUCAGGCUGUCAAUAAGAGCACACAGCUGCUGGUUUACUAUGUCCCAGACACACACCCUGAGUGCAUGUGGACUCCAGCACAGGACCCUUCCCACGUCCAGUUUACCUGCUUCUGGCUUGGAGCGUAUCCCGCUCCGACGCUGCACUUUGGGGAGGACAAGGGGGUCCAAGGAGCUGCCUCGGGGGGACAUAUGAAUGUAACAACGGUUGCAGAAAGCCUGUCUGUGAUGCUGAACCGCUCCGAGCUGUCCGAGGGUCACACUCUGAGGUGCACUGCCCGGCAUCCUGUGCUCGCUGCGAGGGAGAAGGAGUGCUCGUUGACCCUCACGCUACCAUUCCCCGAGGGUGAGCCUUUGAUCACGGCUAUGGAUGGUACAAGUGUGACUUUAAUAUGCACUGAGUCCACAUCCAUCCCACCUGCAAUCACCACCUGGACCAAAGGGCUGCAACAGGAGAGAAUCAACCCCGGGUCAAAGUACGCUGUGUCCGAGGAAGGCCCCGCCCUUAAGCUGACCAUCUUCAACAUCACGAAGGACGACGAGGGCGUCUACUUCUGCCAUAGCGAAAACCCGCUCGCCGUCAGAGAGCUGGAGGUCUACCUCACUGUGAGGACAGCCUCCUCAGCCUACACAGGAGCGAUCAUUGGGAUCUUUAUAGCCGUACUGAUUGUGGGAUCAGCGGCAAUCAUCGCUAAAACCGUGUACUCCAGCCGACACAGAAUGUGCCUCGGAGGAGGCUUUGGGCAAAUGGAGGAGGACAGAGGCGAUGUGCUGAGUCUGGUGGAGUCGGAUGACGAGCAGAUUUUUCAAGAUGCCGUUCCCCGACUGCCUCCGAUAACCAACGGCCACCAAACAACACUCGUCCAGAUUCACCGAAUCCCAUCGGUUGAUCAUGAAGAUGCAGAAACAGCAGACACAAGCCCUCAGCAGCAGGACGAUACUGUACAGACAGAAGAGUCAGUGGAUCUUGUAACAUUUUAGGUGUCAGGUGUUUUUAGUAGGUAUGUGUUUUCGUUUUAGUUAAAUACUACAUCCAAUGACAAUGUGAACAGAAAUGGUGGAAGACUGGUAUAAAAAAAACUGAUAUCUGUUAAUUUUUCAUUUUUUAAAACAGGGUUUACAGCUUUUUAAAGCUUGUUUCUAUGAUUGAUUUGUUUGUACAGCAUUUUGAAUGAGUUGCUCUGAUAUUGAUACUGAUGCAGUAAAUGAAGCUGUUCAAAAAAAAAAUGUGA
This is a messenger RNA of Notolabrus celidotus (New Zealand spotty), 2128 nucleotides long. It is a transcript of the gene vsig10, whose product is annotated as V-set and immunoglobulin domain containing 10. Lineage: Eukaryota; Metazoa; Chordata; Actinopteri; Labriformes; Labridae. Gene Ontology annotation, biological process: homophilic cell-cell adhesion; dendrite self-avoidance; axon guidance. Gene Ontology annotation, cellular component: plasma membrane; axon. Gene Ontology annotation, molecular function: cell-cell adhesion mediator activity. The record is from RefSeq and is a predicted model, not a curated record. The transcript is spliced from 9 exons. The coding region runs from base 264 to 1877 and encodes 537 amino acids.